Messenger RNA from Amphibalanus amphitrite, 1145 nucleotides. RefSeq lists its product as uncharacterized. The record is from RefSeq and is a predicted model, not a curated record. NCBI's taxonomy places the organism in Eukaryota, Metazoa, Arthropoda, Thecostraca, Balanomorpha, Balanidae. Bases 97 to 741 code for a protein of 214 amino acids. The transcript has 5 exons.
GAAGCCCUCUUGAAACAACAACUCACGAAACCUGAGGUAUCAGGUGCGUCGCAGCGACUUUUGUCGGACCUGGCCUUCUCACGGCCCUUCUGGUCGAUGACCACCACCAUCAGUCUGCCCGUGCUGACCGAUGCCGACGGUGACGGCACGCCGCGACUGCGCGGCAUCGUUCAGUUCCUCAUGCCCAUCAUCAUCUUUCUGGACACGCUGUUUGACGAGAACGCCUCGUCUAGCGGACGCGGUAAAGGUCGCAGCUUAGCCCACGACCAGCUGGAGAUUUUCGGCUCCAUCGAGCGCUCGCUCAGCUCGGUGGGCGUCGAGGGUCGGCCCUGCCUGCUGCGGUUCAUCUGCGAGAUGCACCAGCGGCCCAUCGGACGCAACUCGAUCCUGGGCGAGGUGUUCGACGUGGUGUUCUCCCCGAAGCCGUCUUUGGUGGACGUGUUGCACGACUACUCGUUGGCCAGUGAGCGGGGGGCGGACGGGGGCGACUGUGCCGCCGCCUACUCGGCCUGUCCCAUGUCGCUGCUCACACUGAUGAAGGCCGGCCAGGAGCAGCAGCAGUACGAACAGGGCCUCGCCGGUGGACAGGGCGGCGACCGGCUGGCGGUCACUAAGGUGCAGGCGGACGAGAUCCGAAUCGGCGACACCGGCACGGCGCCGGCCAGCGGACCCGGACAGGAUGACCCCUUCGACGACAACUCCGCCAACUACCUGAGCGCGGGACCGCCAAUCUGGCAGUGAUGUGCCAACAUCCACGAUAGAGAGAUCGAAGAAACGGCGAGACAUGAUGUUACGGUGUUGUUAUUUAUUGUUAACGCCUGUUCAAUGACCUUUUGUUUGUUUUUGGUUUUAUUGCAACGACGUUUACUACUAACGAGCUAUGAGGUUCAUUAUUCACUUCAUUGUUGGGGAUGAGAUUAUGAAUCAUUUGUACAUAUUACAAAUAAUGGCGGGUUUCGUUGGCUUUGGGGGAUUGUUCAUACAAUUUUAGACCGAGGUACGAUACACUACACAACUUAUCACAUUUUAUCGUGAAUGUCGAUAACCCAGGCCAGUGAAAAUAACGUGAAUUGUUCUGUGUUCACGAUAUCGUGUAAUACGAAUGGUCGUUGCUGACCGAUCGCAAAUAUAUUCAUAAAAGGGAG